Messenger RNA from Panicum virgatum (switchgrass), 1535 nucleotides. RefSeq lists its product as uncharacterized. NCBI's taxonomy places the organism in Eukaryota, Viridiplantae, Streptophyta, Magnoliopsida, Poales, Poaceae. The record is from RefSeq and is a predicted model, not a curated record. The transcript has 9 exons. The coding region runs from base 40 to 1215 and encodes 391 amino acids.
CACUGUUGCCUUUCCCUACCUCUUUUUAUUUUUCCUUUAAUGGAUGCUCUCGUCGCGCGCUCCUCCGUGCUCUCGCCGCCGGCGGCCGCCGGAGACGCGUCUCCCUCCCCAUCGCCCCUCCGGGUGUCCGUCGCGCUUCCCAGGCCCCGCAGGAGCCCUUCAGCCCUCGCCAUCUCCACGCGCUGGCCGCGUGCUCACCGCCGCGGCGGCGGCCGUCUGCUCGCUGGGUCAGGGGAAGGCGGGUCCCCCGACCCCGCCGGUGAUGCGGGUGGCAAGGAGGAAUACUUUCCCUUACUCGAGAAUACUGUACGUGAAAGCCAUGAAAUGGAUACCACUAAACAUGAUGAGAUUGGCAUUUCUGGAAAUGGUGGGAGUAACACUGGCGGCUCAAGGGCUGGUCUAUUCAGAACACCUAUUUCAGGUGGUGUGCACAGUGCAACUGCUGUUCAUGAUUUGCCACCACCAGCUUUGGCCGUUCGCAAUCUCAUGGAACAGGCAAGGUUUGCUCAGUUAUGCACUGUAAUGUCUCAGAUGCAUCAUCGUCGUGCGGGAUACCCAUUUGGUUCUCUAGUAGAUUUUGCACCUGACUCAUUAGGCCACCCAAUCCUCUCAUUAUCCCCACUAGCCAUCCACACAAGAAAUUUGUUGGCAGACCCAAGAUGCAGCCUUGUUGUACAAAUAACUGGAUCGAGUGGACUAUCAAAUACACGGGUAACUAUCUUUGGUGAUGUCGUUCCAUUGCCUGCUGAACAACAGGAAUGGGCUCAUCAGCAGUAUGUUUCAAAGCACCAGCAGUGGGCAUCUCAACAGUGGGGUAACUUUUACUACUACAGAAUGCAGACGAUAAGCGACAUAUAUUUCAUUGGAGGUUUUGGUACUGUGGCUUGGAUAGAUGUGAAGGAAUACGAGUCUCUGCAACCUGAUAAGCUUUCAAUGGAUGGAGGGGAGCAAAAUUUGAAGGAAAUCAACUCAAUGUUCUCAAAGCCUCUGAAAGAACUCUUAUCAGCUGAAGCAGAGGUAGAUGAUGUAGCUGUUAUAUCAAUGGAUAGCAAAGGUAUUGAUAUCCGUGUGCGACAAGGUGCACAGUUCAACAUCCAGAGGAUAGCAUUUGAGGUGAAUCGCAGCAUAGAAACACUGGACGAAGCCAAGGAAGCGCUUAAGAGGAUCAUCAGCAAGUCUAGGUGGACAAAGAGCUCUAUUUUGAGACGCGCUUGAAGCUGAAGCUGGAAGUUCUGCAAAAAGUUUUGUACAGUGCGGGUGUUUUAGUCUUUAUGAUUUGCCGGAGUUGUCGUAGAGAGACUUCAUUUCAGUGUUUUUGUUGAGGGCCUAGAACUCAAUCACCAUGAGCCCCUUUGUGUGUCGAAUAAGCAGGAGAUUCGAAAUAUCCCCAGUAAAAUUCGAAACAUGUUACUGCUAGUGCAGUGUUGAGGACUUGAGGCCGCUCUUACAGGAUGUUUAACAGUUGAACUUGUGUAACUGUCAAGCAGUUACCCUUAAGUUGGAAGGAAAGGGUUCUGGAACAUGAAUGCCGCGUA